GAGAGAGAAAGCGAUAGAGGGGGGAAAGGUCGAAGCGCGAACACGCUUGCGGCUUUACAAAAAACGCGCGUAGAGCACUAAAUCUAAAGAUAAUACAUAGAAUUUUGAAGUGAUUGAACAAUUUUUCAUAACCCUUUGAUAUCUUUAAGAAAGAUAUUAAAAAAUAACUUUGAAAGGGGUGUACGAGAAAGAGAUGUGCAUGUUUUCUCACUUCGAAAAGAUAAACGUAUACAGUGAAGAAUAAGAUAAAGUAAGUGAGGAAGGAAAAGUAAAGUAGGAAAAAAAAGGAAGAGAUAAAGAGAGGGAUAAGGGUGGUAACAGCGUGACAAGGAAGGAUGCAACAAUACCGGAUGGAAACGCAAAUUCGUCUUGAGGCGCAGAUCCUGGAGGCGAUAGAUCAGUUGCGCCGACGUAAGGCGCGUCCCGAUGCCGAUCGUAUUUGUAACUACUUGCUUCGAAAAUUUGCGGUUGAUGUGCGAGAUACGAUCACCGAUCUUCAUCGAUUAAUCGAAGCGGAGAAGGUUAUACAAGUCGAUUAUAAGGGUAACACAAGUUAUAGAAACGCAUCCAAAUGGACUCGUUUACAACUUUACAAGAAUCGACCGGAAGGCUUCGUAAAAGAUAAAUUAAAUUCGGCAAUGGUGGCUGGCGCGGUUGCCGAGCUCGUUGUUGAGGAACCGGAUUACCUCGAUCAAGGUGUUCCAGCCUCUAAAUUAGUCGAUCAAUUGCUCGAUGGUAUUUCGAAUCCUACCUCUAGACGUAUGACCAAGGAUUUUCUCGGGAAAGAAGUUGCGAGCGGUAAUUUAACUCGUCUCUCUAACGGUAAUUAUUCGCUGGUGGCGACAUCCGACAUGACGACCGCAACCGAAUCGACGCAUCGUGAAACCUUUACCCUUGAAAAUAUCGAAAAUGGUAAUAUCAGGCGUAAAGACUCACAAACAGUUUCUUCAACAACUAAUGGCCCUUAUGAUUUCGAUGAAUCGGAGAAUUUGACUAUCGCCGAUUCAGCUUCAAAUACACCAAGAUCCUCGUGUCAAGCGAGUCCGAAACCAGAAGUGUCCAUCAAGAAAGAAGAAUGUUUUGAUAUUCUUCUAACUAAAAAUCAAGACCGUAUCGAAGAUACAUCUCUCGAUGGCGAUCGAACGAAGGAAUCCGAGGAUCCGUUAGUUAAUAUCGAGGAGAGAAAGGAUAACGUCAAGAGUACAGACAAUCAGUGUCCUAACCUCAAAAGAUCUUCCAAAUCGGAACGUAAGCAAAGAUUACUUGUGAGGACAGAUGAUCCUAUGGACAUAGAAAUUAAAUUUGAAGAGUUUCGCAAAGACAAUAAGGAGGAAUCUUCCGCUCAGAAAGAUAAAAGGGAAGAUAACGAACAUUUUAGCGAAGAUCGUGACGACGAAGAGGCUGGAAGAAGUUCUACGAAUUGCUCUCCUACACCGUCUAACAUCAAUGUGGGUGGUUUUCGUAGUGCUCGUAGGAAGACCAUUUUCCAGAGAGCGAAAAAAGUAUUUGAUCCAUCCGACAACAACCUUGUAAGACGGAAACGUGGUAGGCAAUCUACUACACAAAAUAAAGUUGCUACGGUUCAGGAACCUCCAGAAAUUGUUAAACCGCCAAUUAAAGAUGGGCCUUGUAGACAGUGUAGCCUUUGCGCCAAAGAAAAGCAAGAAGCAUUAGUUGCGUGUCGAGAUUGUACAGUAAGAGCUCAUCCAAGUUGUAUUUACAGUCCGGAAGAAAUAAUUCACAAGGCUGGUAGUAAUUGGCAGUGUGAACGUUGUAAGACUUGUACUAUUUGUUGUGAAACUUCGGAUGCUGGACCGUUAAUUACAUGUUAUUCUUGUGACGAAGCAUAUCAUCAUUACUGCCAUUCACCACGUGUUAUAAAUCCAAAAUCAAAUUUAAGAUGGCAGUGUAACAAUUGUGUUCAAAAGCAACAGAAAACAAACAAUAAUCAAACUGUCAGUCUUAUCAUUGCGCGACCUGAUACUCCGUCAAGUGUGACUGUACUAGCACCACCUAUUUUAAGCCCACAAGUUUCACCUGCUCGCCCAUCUUCCGAUCAAAUGGAAGACGAUGCUACUAAAGAUGGCAUCGAUCCUAAUAUUCCGGAUGCUUCGGAUUGGACAUCUGAACAAGUUUAUCAAUACUUUGCUAGAUUAUUUCCAAAAGAAGCAGAAGUAUUUAGGCAACAAGACAUAGAUGGUCAUUCUCUUUUAUUGAUGAAGAGAUCAGAUGUGUUAAAGGGACUUAAUUUGCUGUUGGGUCCAGCAUUGAAAAUUUAUAGACACGUUUUAAAACUUCAAGUUCGUCGAGACGAUCCCAAACUUUAUUGGUUGUAAAAUUAUUUUAAUAUUUUGAGGAAAAUAUAUACAUAGACAGUGGAAAAUGUUAAUGCUCACUAUAUAUUGUACAUAUAGAUUUUCUUUAUACAUUCUUCGUAUAUAUACUUUUUCUAAUUCUAGAUAUUUUUUCAUAUUAUGCAGAUUGUGAUAUUCUGAAUUAGGAAAGUGAUAACGUCUGAACAAUUUGAAGAUAUAUAA
This is a messenger RNA of Polistes dominula (European paper wasp), 2537 nucleotides long. It is a transcript of the gene Lint-O, whose product is annotated as L(3)mbt interactor in ovarian somatic cells. The record is from RefSeq and is a predicted model, not a curated record. NCBI's taxonomy places the organism in Eukaryota, Metazoa, Arthropoda, Insecta, Hymenoptera, Vespidae. Gene Ontology annotation, biological process: negative regulation of DNA-templated transcription. Gene Ontology annotation, molecular function: histone binding; DNA binding; chromatin binding. Gene Ontology annotation, cellular component: nucleus.